CGAACCCAGAUCCCCGCAGGGGUAGCAUUAUGGCUGACUUCCCAACCGACUACAAUGGAUACCAACUCGUUGCAGUCGCAAUUACCUUCUUGAUCCUUACCUACAUUUCAGUUGGCCUGCGAUGCUUCGUCCGAAUCAGAAUCACGAGAGUUUUCGCUGUCGAUGAUUGGAUUAUGCUAGUUGCACAGAUUAUCUUUACCCUCUCGUGUGCAUUUAUACUUCGAGGCAUACACUAUGGUAUUGGGAGACACAAUUCGGAACUCUCUGUGAGCGAUGAAAUCGAGGGCUUAAAGUAUCAAGGGUUGGCAACCCUUUCCUAUGUGGCAAACAUGAUGUUCAUCAAGCUCAGCAUCGCCCUGUUCCUCCUUCGAAUCGCCGUAAAACGACUAUAUAUCUGGAUUCUGCGUAUCAGCAUGGUAGUCGUGACCAUUUGGUCCGUGGCGAUCUGGAUCUACGAGUUGUUUCAAUGCAUACCCAUCGAUGCACAAUGGAACUACACUAUCAAGAACGCGAAAUGCGCCUCCGGGCCUUCUUUCGUAGCAGCAGCAUAUUCCAUCUCUGUCAUGACGAUCGUUACGGACUGGCUCUACGCACUUUUACCCAUUCCGAUGAUCUGGUCGGUACAGAUGAGUGUGCAAACAAAGAUGACCGUUGCCUUCAUUCUAUCUCUAGGAAUCUUCGCGAGCGUAGCAACCCUAAUCCGACUAAAAUACAUCAUCGAACUAACCAACAUCUCCGACGUCCUCCACUCGGGAACCACAGCCAUGAUCUGGACGCUCGUCGAGCCCGGCGUAGCGAUCACGGCUGCCUGCCUCGUAACCAUGCGUCCCCUCCUCCGGGCCCUCAAAUUCCGGGGCUUCGAAAGUGACCCCGCGGCCCAACACACGCCGCUCACGCUGCGCAACGACAUCUCGGGUGGCCACUGGAGCACGAUUUCCUCGCCUGGAAAGGAAAGCCGUAGCCAAAGUGGAAGUGGAGGUGGAGGCCAUAAACGCAAUUUCUCGCUCACGGCGUUGGAUAGGCUGAAUGGGCUGGGGAGACUGGAAACUGGGGUUGAGAGGGAUGGGGGCUCGGGCGCGGAUGAGGGGUCCAUGGAUGAGAGUGGGAUUACGAAGACGGUGCAGGUUAGGGUUGAGCAUGACCGUGCUUCGCGGGUGGGACCUGGCUCGUUGUUGAUAUGAUUGUACGAUUUUGAUAAUUGGACACCAUUUGAAUAC
Messenger RNA from Hyaloscypha bicolor E, 1217 nucleotides. RefSeq lists its product as uncharacterized. The coding region runs from base 30 to 1181 and encodes 383 amino acids. The transcript has 4 exons. Lineage: Eukaryota; Fungi; Ascomycota; Leotiomycetes; Helotiales; Hyaloscyphaceae. The record is from RefSeq and is a predicted model, not a curated record.